AUGGGAAAAGCCGGUCGUGUCGCGUGUAUCAUCACGCCUUAUCUGUUGACAAUCGCUACAUUGAUUUGUAUUAUCUUCGUGGGUCUGGGAUGUACCAAGGCCAGCUCUAGCACCUUGAACAACAUCUACUUCAUGCGGAUCGACUUAUCGAAUAUCACCAAUGGCACAAAAACCACUUCCGAAAUCGAGAGUAUCCUCAGUGAUUUGGACAUUACCGAUGUCACUUCGUCGGAUGUGAAGACCCUAGUCGACGAUAUAGCCAGCAACGAGGUCGACAGCCUGGUUAAGGAAUUCUACGACAUCGGUCUCAUGGGCUAUUGCGAUGGUCAAAUCAACAACAAGAACUUCAACACCACUUCCUGUUCCGACCCCAAGGCCGAGUUCUACUUCGACCCCCUUGUCGUCUGGGAUCUCAACAGCACCUCCGUUAAGGAUCUCCUGCCGGACGACUACAACAAGGUCAUGAAGGUCUACAAGGCCGUCUCCAAGUGGAUGUUUAUCGCCUACGUCGUCGCUUUCGCCGUCACCAUCAUCGAGAUCCUCGUCGGCAUCUUCGCCAUCUGCAGCCGCUGGGGUAGCUGUGUCACCACCAUUUUCGCCAUUGUCGGCUUCCUCUUCACCGCAGCCGCCUCCAUCACCUCCACCGUUCUAUUCUCCAUCUUUAAGAGUAGUCUGGGAACAACCCUGAAAGCCUACGGCAUCAAAUUGACCAUGGGCAAGAACAUAUUCGCCGCCACCUGGCUCGCCGUCGCCUUCUCCCUCGCUGCCCUGAUCUUCUGGGUCUUCAGCGUCUGCUGCUGCUCUGGUCGCUCCCCCUAUAACCACAAGAACAGAAACAUCCGCAGCAAGGGAUUGACUGCUGAGAAGGCCCCAUACACUUACGAGCCUAUUGGUGCCGGUGCUCAGCCUCCCUUCGGCCACCAGCAGCCAACCUCGUACCCUCCUCCCCCUCCUCCAAACUCCUACCCCAUGACCCACCAGCAGCAGCAUCAUGCGAGCCCUUACGAGCCUUUCCGCCACUCCUAA
This is a messenger RNA of Penicillium odoratum, 1026 nucleotides long. Its product is annotated as SUR7/PalI family protein. Gene Ontology annotation, cellular component: plasma membrane; cell cortex of cell tip. The coding region runs from base 1 to 1026 and encodes 341 amino acids. Lineage: Eukaryota; Fungi; Ascomycota; Eurotiomycetes; Eurotiales; Aspergillaceae. Gene Ontology annotation, biological process: fungal-type cell wall organization. The record is from RefSeq and is a predicted model, not a curated record. The transcript is spliced from 2 exons.